GCGCGGGGACGCGAGGGCGAGGCGGCCACGCGGGCCCGGGAAUGCCCGCAGCGCGGGGCCUCAGAGCCACCCGGUGGCUGCGUCCGGGAGAUGGCUCUCAGCCUGGUCGCCGACUUCGAGCUCGGGAAGGACGUGCUCCCGUGGCUGCGGGCGCAGAGGGCGGUGUCCGAGGCCCGCGGGGCCGGAAGCGGCGGUGCAGAUGUUUUAGAAAACGAUUAUGAGAGCUUACGUGUAUUAAACAUUGAAAGAAAUGGAAAUGUCAUAUAUACCUAUAAGGAUGAUAAGGGAAAUGUCGUCUUUGGAUUAUACGAUUGCCAAACCAGACAAAAUGAGCUUCUGUAUGCCUUUGAGAAAGACUUGGAAGUUUUCAGUUGCUCUGUCAACAGUGAAAGAACUUUGCUUGCUGCAAGUUUAAUUCAGUCUACUAAAGAAGGAAAAAGGAAUGAACUUCAACCAGGAUCAAAGUGCUUAACUUUGUUGGUUGAAAUCCACCCUGUUAACAACGUGAAGGUUCUGAAAGCUGUGGAUAGCUAUAUUUGGGUUCAGUUUCUGUACCCACAUGUUGAAAGUCAUCCUCUUCCAGAGAACCAUCUGUUACUGAUUUCAGAAGAGAAAUAUAUUGAAAAAUUUCGUGUCCAUGUCGCCCAAGAAGAUGGAAAUAGAGUGUCAUCUCCUACCCCCACCUCUGACCCACCCAGGAUUUUAUUAUUCAUUUCUUACUCAUUCAGCUUUGUGGAAUUACCUACAAAUAAAACUAGAAUAGCUCCAAUUUAUGGAGGGUUCUUGUCUGCAGAGAAAUCAAAGAGUAUCUUAAAAUGUAUCCAGUUUUAUGCUGAUGAGAGCUACAACUUAAUGUUUGAAGUACCCUUGGACAUAUCAUUAAGCAACUCAGGAUUUAAACUUGUCAACUUUGGAUGUGAUUAUCAUCAAGACCGAGAGAAAUUAUCCAAACACCUAAGUCUGUGUGUUUUUACCAACCAUACAGGAAGUUUGUGUGUAUGUUACAGCCCGAAGUGUGCUGCUUGGGAACAAAUCACGUAUUCAGUGUUUUACAUUCACAAAGGACAUAGCAAGACCUUCACCACUUCUCUCAAGAAUGUUGACUCACACAUGACAAAGGGCAUUACUUUUCUCAACCUUGACUAUUAUGUGGCUGUUUACUUACCUGGUCAUUUCUUCCACCUACUUAAUGUUCAACAUUCAGACCUGAUCUGCCACAAUCUCUUUCUGACAGGAAAUAAUGAAAUGAUUGAUAUGCUACCUCACAGCCCUUUACAGUCACUGUCAGGGUCCCUGGUACUGGAUUGUUGUUCUGGAAAGCUGUAUAGAGCAAUGCUCAGCCAGUCGUCUUUAUUACGGCUCCUGCAGAACACCCGCUUAGACUGUGAGAAGAUGGCCACAUUGCACUGUGCGCUCUCCUGUGGUCAAGGCGCGCAGUUCCUGGAAGGCCAGAUUAUUCAAUGGAUUUCUGAGAAUGUCUCUGCCUGCCAUUCAUUUGACCUCAUUCAGGAAUUUAUAAUUGCUUCUUCAUAUUGGAGUGUAUAUUCAGAGAUAAGUAACGUGGACAAACUAUUGCCACAUUCCUCAGUGCUCACCUGGAAUACAGAAAUUCCUGGAAUAACUCUUGUAACAGAAGACACUGCAUUGCCUCGUAUGAAGGUGCACAGCUUUAAGGGCUACUGGGAAAAAUUGAACUCCAACCUGGAAUAUGUCAAGUACGCCAAGCCACACUUCCACUAUAACAACAGUGUGGUCAGGAGAGAGUGGCAAAACCUGAUCUCUGAAGAGAAAACAGGAAAAAGAAGGUCCACGGCAUAUGUGAGGAAUAUUCUUGAUAAUGCGAUAAAGGUGAUUUCUAACCUAGAAGCAAGAAAUUUGGAGCCAAGAUUGACGCCCCUCCUGCAGGAGGAGGACAGCCACCAGCGGCUGCUUAUGGGGCUGAUGGUGUCUGAGCUAAAAGACCAUUUUUUGAGACACCUACAGGGUGUAGAAAAGAAGAAAAUUGAACAGAUGGUUUUGGACUACAUUUCAAAACUGCUGGAUCUCAUUUGCCACAUCCUAGAAGCCAGUUGGAGGAAACAUAAACUUCAUUCCUGGGUUCUCCACUUCAAUAGUCGUGGCAGUGCUGCUGAAUUUGCAGUUUUUCAUAUCAUGACCAGAAUUUUGGAAGCUACAAACAGUUUGUUUUUACCUCUGCCUCCUGGUUUUCAUACUCUGCACACCAUCCUCGGGGUCCACUGUCUCCCUUUGCACAACCUGCUGCAUUGCAUUGACAGUGGAGUGUUGCUUCUCACUGAAACAGCGGUCACAAGGCUCAUGAAAGAUCUGGACAAUACAGAGAAAAAUGAAAAAUUGAAAUUCAGUAUCAUUGUGCGGCUUCCUCCGCUUAUUGGUCAGAAGAUCUGUAGACUUUGGGAUCAUCCUAUGAGUUCUAACAUCAUUUCACGGAACCAUGUGAUGCGACUGCUUCAGAACUAUAAGAAACAGCCUCGGAAUUCUAUGAUUGACAAGUCAUCGUUCAGUUUAGAAUUUCUGCCUCUCAACUACUUCAUUGAAAUUCUAACAGAUAUAGAGUCCACCAAUCAAGCCCUAUAUCCUGUUGAACGACAUGACAAUGUGGAUGCAGAAUUUGUAGAGGAAGCAGCUCUGAAACACACCACAAUGCUUUUAGGCUUAUGAAAAAGAAAACGCAAUUGGAUCUGCUGCUGCUAUUUAAUCUUGCUCAUUAACCUUACUCCUGUAGAGAAUUCUUUAGCAAUAUUUAAAAUUGGUAACAAAAAUAAGAAAUUAUUUAGCCAUCUGAUUUUCAGUUUGGUACUUGUUGAGACAGAACUGUAACUGCUGUACCACAUUUCAAUUUUGAAUAGCCAUUGAGCAAUCAAGUGUAGAGAAAUGAUAAAUGGCCUAAGCAGACAUACAGUGGCAUCAAUGAUGCUCUUCCUAGUAGCUUAAGAGGCUACAAGCUAGUUUCUGUUGCACUCUGAAAUAAAAUACGCUUUAAAAAAAGCUAGAUGUGUCAUUGAAAUAAGCAGAAAAAUUAAAUGUUGCGUAAGAACACUAUUUGGAAAGAGGUUCCUUUUAAUAACUGAAUUUGUACUAAAUAAAUUUGCCAUGUCCAGCACAGAAUAAUUUGUACGUAGUAUUUACAGCAGGAUUUGUCUUUGUGUAUUCAGAUGAAAUGUAUUUAAUUUUUUUAUAUUUAUAGAAGUUUGAUUUAUGAAUAUUUUGUCAUUAAAAAACCUGAAAACAAA
Cebus imitator (Panamanian white-faced capuchin) is the source of this 3251-nucleotide messenger RNA. It is a transcript of the gene GSAP, whose product is annotated as gamma-secretase activating protein. The transcript is spliced from 32 exons. Gene Ontology annotation, biological process: positive regulation of amyloid-beta formation. Lineage: Eukaryota; Metazoa; Chordata; Mammalia; Primates; Cebidae. Gene Ontology annotation, cellular component: trans-Golgi network. Bases 91 to 2679 code for a protein of 862 amino acids. The record is from RefSeq and is a predicted model, not a curated record.